This is a messenger RNA of Oikopleura dioica, 2283 nucleotides long. NCBI's taxonomy places the organism in Eukaryota, Metazoa, Chordata, Appendicularia, Copelata, Oikopleuridae. The record is from the annotation of a GenBank genome assembly.
AUGACAGAGACGGCGAAUCCACCCGACGAAGGUCUCCUCUGCUACAACAAGGAUUCGAGAAAGGAUGAAGAGCCGUACUUGCAGAAAUGCGAAACGGGAGGCUGCAUGCUCACUUAUUCUUUCAACCGGAGUUAUUACAAUGAGAAUGGAACGCCUGAUAGUCACCUCGACGGACACGACGAAGGAAAGAGAAAAGAUCUGACAGUUCUUUCUGCGCAGUGCAUCAUCGCCAAAUAUUACACAGAGUGCAUUAAUUCGACCGACAGCUGCGAGCAUUUUUGGUCGAUUCCACAAGCGGACGAUAUCUACCAUUUGCACUGCUGCUGUACUGGAAGUCGCUGUAAUCACAUUAGCAAAACUUCUUUAUCAAGAUGCAGUGCUGAUGACUGUGAAACUGAAACUGGGCGAAGGAAUAGCUGUUUUUGCCCAACUGAGCCUCCUUCUACGAUUGAAACAACUACUCUCGGACCAACUUCUGAUGAAAUUAUCGUCAAGUGCAUCAUUAUUGGCUUUUUGUUCUUCAGCUCGAUUGGACUCUACUUUUUAUACACCUCGAUUCGAAAGGCCCGCGCCGGGCUGGAAAGAAAUAGCCACUCUCUUCGGAACCUGAGAGAAUACUCGAACGCCGGCCAUGCAAAUAUCCAAAGUGUGGCGAGAGCUGAUGUAGAAUCGGAUCUUAGGCAAGUUUUUAUUGAAAAAUUGAUACACAAGGGACAGCCGAGCGAAGCAACCAGCCCAACAGUUCAGCUCAUGUGGCGCAAAGAAUUCGAGCACUUGAAUCUCUGCGCGGAUGAGAAUAUCGUCAAGCGCGAGGGCGCUGGCCGCUUCAAAUAUCAUGGCACGCUUAACUAUGCGAUUCUACUGGAGUACUGCCCGAUGGGAAGUUUAAGCUCGUAUUUGGACAAGGUUCAGAGUGAAAAUAUCCAGAUCCCAUUAGCGAACGCGUUGAAACUCGCGCAGGACAUUGCCAGUGGCAUGGAAUUUCUCCACGAAGCGGACUCCCCAUCCGGCGGGCCAAUUCGCGUUCCCGUUGCGCACCGAGACAUCAAAUCGUCGAAUAUUCUCCUCAAAGCGCCUGAUCACGCGGUUAUUUCCGACUUCGGCCUUGCCAUUGCCCUACGCGCACCAACUGCCAAUCAACCUGCUGGACAGAAUUCUAUCGAUAUGGAUGUCAACCGAACGAAGCAAUGCGGCACGCCGCGCUAUUUAUCGCCUGAACUACUCGAAGGCCAAAUCGGUGUCCAUUUUGCCGAUGCAUUUAGACAAGCGGAUGUCUAUUCUAUGAGCAUCGUUCAAUGGGAACUCUUCCGCAUGGUGCAGGCCUUGAACUAUGACUUUGAUGGAAUCCACGAACUGCCAUUUGCCAGGGAACUGAACGGUAGAAAAGCUACGAUUGAAUCCCUUCAGCAUAUAGUUACAAAAGGAACGUAUGGGGUCGUGUACAAGGCGAAAAACAGAGCCACGGGAAGGCUAGUCGCGCUGAAGAAAAUCAGACUGGAGACAGAGUCCGAAGGCGUUCCGUCGACAGCGAUUCGUGAAAUUUCCCUUCUGAAGGAACUCGACCAUCCGAAUGUUGUUUCGCUUAUUGAUGUGAUUCACACGAAUAAAAAGCUCUAUCUCGUCUUUGAAUAUAUCGACAUGGACUUGCGAAAAUUCAUGGACUCGCUGGGAAAUGACUCGAUGCCUCUCCCUCUCGUCAAAUCCUACAUUUGGCAGCUUUUGCAAGGAGUUGCGUUUUGCCACGCGCACAGAGUGCUCCAUCGGGAUCUAAAACCCCAAAAUCUUCUUGUCGAUCGAAACGGAGCAAUAAAAUUGGCUGAUUUUGGCCUGGCUCGAGCGUUCGGUGUUCCUGUCAGAAUUUACACGCAUGAAGUUGUGACGCUUUAUUACAGACCGCCGGAGAUUCUUCUCGGAGCCAAGUACUACUCCACCGCAAUCGACGUCUGGUCGCUGGGUUGUAUAUUUGCUGAAAUGCUGACAAAAAAGCCACUCCUUCCUGGCGACUCAGAAAUCGACCAGUUGUACAAAAUCUUUCAAUUCCUCGGAACUCCCAACGAAGAGCUCUGGCCCGGUCUUUCUGCGCUUCCUGAGUAUCAGCCUGUCUUCCCCGUCUGGAAGCGCAAAAACAUCGGACAUGAGAUCGGCCUGCCCAAUAAUAGUGAUGCAGUUAUUCUUAUAGAAAAGAUGCUGAUUUACGAGCCCUCUCGGCGAAUACCAGCCAAGACAGCCUUGCAGUCGAAAUUCUUCGACGACCGAACACAGGUCCUGCCUAACUUCAAGUGA